Molecule: messenger RNA, 1654 nt
Organism: Cyclopterus lumpus (lumpfish)
Lineage: Eukaryota; Metazoa; Chordata; Actinopteri; Perciformes; Cyclopteridae
Gene: nudt18
Product: nudix (nucleoside diphosphate linked moiety X)-type motif 18
Exons: 7
Coding region: 116-1114 (332 amino acids)
Molecular function (GO): magnesium ion binding; 8-oxo-dGDP phosphatase activity; 8-oxo-GDP phosphatase activity
Source: RefSeq, a predicted model, not a curated record
CGGAAGUAAUAUGUAUUUCCUGUUUCGCUUGGCGGUGUCAAAUGUCACAACAGAGCAGCAGCAGUCAGCUGUGAAUCACUGAGUGCGGAUUUAACGCGGAUUAUUACAGAUAGACAUGGACCCGGAGGUGGAGGAGCAGGUGGAGAGGCUGCUGAGCGGUCAGGGGUCAGAGGUCACGGGGUGUGAUGUGGGCCUGGAGCAGAGCAAACCGGCCACUCUGAGGAAAACCGUCACCUACAUCGUGUGCGCCGUCAUCUUCAACGAGAAGGAGGAGGUGCUGAUGGUGCAGGAGGCGAAGCAGGACUGUUACAAACAGUGGUACCUGCCUGCAGGGAGGGUGGAGGUGGGGGAGAGCCUGGAGGAGGCGCUGAGGAGAGAGGUGAAGGAGGAGGCGGGGUUUGACUGUGAGCCAAUCACCUUGCUGCUGAUCCAGGAGCAGGGGCCGCAGUGGAUCCGCUUCAUCUUCCUCGCUAACGUCACAGGUGGGAGUCUGAAGGGUCUGCCGGCUGCGGAUAAGGAGUCUCUUCAGGCCUCCUGGUGGGACCGACAGCCCGUCCUCCCUCUGAGAGGGCGGGACAUCCUCCGACUCAUCGACUGCGGACUCAAGUACCGUCGGGAUCCCUGCCACCCCUUCACGUUACCUGUGGACCUGAGCUGCCGUCACGUGGUGCAGAGACUCGUCCUGGUCUUCAUGGGCCCUGAGAAGCAGAUCUGGGUCCUGCUCAUCAAAGCCCCGGUGCUCCACCUCCCCACGGCGGCGGCGGUGAAGACCCACGCGGUGACGUGGGCGGCCAACAUGGUGGUGCAGGACGCCAUGCCGCUGGCGUACCGCGACCACGACGUCAACACGCUGGGCGCCUUCAGCCUGCAGCACAACGGCCGCCAGCACGGGAAGACGGACGGCGUGUGCUUCAACACGCUGGUGGCGCUGGUGCCCGACCACGUCAGGCGCAACGAGGACGGGGAGAAGGUGGAGCGGGUGGGGGCGGGGCGGCCUCCGCCGGUGGAAAACCCCCGAUACGUCUGGCACCGAGUCCAGAAACCAACUCUGAGAGAGAAACUGCUGGAGAAGAGCAAGAACACCUCCAUCUUACCCAUCCACAGCCUUUACUGAGCAUGGAGGGGACUCUUAUUGUGAAAGGAACACGCUAACUGAUGUUUUUUAUGGACCACAGAGGGGACUCUUAUUGUGAAAGGAACACGCUAACUGAUGAGUCUUUACUGACCACAGAGAGGACUCUUAUUGUGAAAGGAACACGCUAACUAAUGUUUUUUAUAGACCAGAGAGAGGACUCUUAUUGUGAAAGGAACACACUAACUGAUGACUUUUUAUGGACCACAGAGGGGACUCUUAUUGUGAAAGGAACACGCUAACUGAUGGUUUUUAUGGACCACAGAGGGGACUCUUAUUUUGAAAGGAACACGCUAACUGAUGAGUCUUUACUGACCACAGAGAGGACUCUUAUUGUGAAAGGAACACGCUAACUGAUGUUUUUUAUGGACCACAGAGGGGACUCUUAUUGUGAAAGGAACACGCUAACUGAUAAGUCUUUACUGACACAAACACACAAACACACAACAACACAAACACACAAACACACAACAACACAAACACACAAACACACAAUAACACAACAACACAAACACACAACAA